CCACACUUUCUAACAUUAAACAAUGUUAUAAAUUGGAACAACAUGAAUUUUUUCCAAGACCCUAGUAUAAUAUUUCCAGAGAAGCAACAAGGAAUUGGCUUAAUGACUGGAGUUUGGAUCUUGGGUGUUCUCUCCUCAUAUUUUAAAUUCUACUUGUAUUAAGUGUUAUCAAUUCGUUAAGAUUAUGUCCUUAAAUUUUGAGUGAGAUUUACCCAAUUUACAUAAAGAAGAUACUUUGUGAUUAAUCGAGACACAAGUAAUCUGAUCAUUAAAAGAAAGUUUUUUUAAAAAAUAAAUAAAUUCCAGAGAAGCUGCUUCGUUUAUUUGCGUGUGAAAAAGGCUUUACUGGGCGCCAAACCUCACAUGCCAUGCCUUGUCUCGUGCCCUUCCCGGCGUGGCCGCUGCUUUCCCUUCAUUGGGUUGUGGCGGCGGCGCUGCUAGUGCUAGUGUACCUUACAUUUCACAAUACUCCUUUGUCCGUUAAAGUUCCUCAUUCUCUCUCUCUCUCUCUCUCCAACCCAACAUCCUAAAAUCCAAAUCAAAAGCCAUCCAUCCUCAUUUCAUUCUUCCUCCUCCUGACAUCAGCAGCAAUGAAACCCUCUUUUCCUCUCUCUCCCUUCUGCUACAACAACAAGGCAGUUAAAUUCGGUUUAUGGUCGAUUUGGUUAUCUGGGUUUCUCUUGAUUGCUCUCUCCUUCUAUGCUACUCGGCUUCUAUCUUCUUCAAUUGAAGAUCAGACCACCAAAUCCAGUGUCUUUCACAGUGGUCUUAGCUAUUCGGGAACUCCCACAAUCACGAUAUUUACAGCUCCUGCCCCUUUCGGUGGAUCGGUUGGGGAGAGGCAGGUUCUUGCUGUUCGAUCGUGGCUGGGUUUGUCACCAGAUAUCAAUGUUGUUCUCUUCAGCCAACACCCCUCUGUUUUCUCUUUUGCAGGUGGAUUUCGUUCGAGGGUUUUGGUUGAGCCCAGUAUUGAUUUCACGUUCCUAGGUACCCCAUUCUUUCACUCAAUGGUUGCAAGAUCACUGGCAUCCAAAUCUGAUAUUUCGGUUGUUAUUGAUCCUGAAACCAUUCUCUUGCCUGACUUUGUUUCAACCCUUAAUUAUGCUCACAAACUAGACCAUGAUUGGCUUCUUGUUGUUUCAUCACGCAAUUUAUCCUACUUCCCAUUUCACUUGGAUGAAGAUGGAAAACAUUGGCUAGGAGAGGAUGGUACAUGGAUUAGAACCAAACAGUUGCAGGGACUUCUUGCUGAGGCUUGGAAGCGGAAGCAUUGUGAGGAGAGGAUGCUUCUGGCAUGGAACAAUGGAGAUCUUCCUUUACAUACUGGAGUCCUUCCUCCUUUCUUGUUUGGAAAGGGGAUUCAUAACCAUUGGGUCAUUAAUGAGGCCUUAUCAUCGGACUUUAGAUUUGUAUUUGAUGCAAGUUGGGCCAUCUCAAAUUUCUAUUUGAAUGGCCCUGACCCUAUGUCUGAUCAAUCAUUCAGAGGUUCCAAUUUUACUAGUUUUGGAAAGAAAAGUUGGGAGAAUGUGGGGAAUGCCCAUCUUGGGGCUCUGUAUGGAUCAUUGUAUUUCCAUGAAGCUAAUUACUCAAACAUGGUUAGAUUUUUAAAGUGCGAUGGACGAUAUCUUUUUGUGAAUUCGGCAGAAAGCAUUGUUUACCCAUUGGGAUACCAGAGAUCAUUGAGCUUAAGGAAACUAAAGAAACAUAAGAAAAUUGUGGAUUGUGUUAAUGAUUUUAAAUCACUAGAUAGAACUAGGGACUGCUAUGUGAAGGACCAGUUGAAGUCAUCAAUGUCACCAUCUCUUCCAUUCUCCCUAGAAAUGCUCCUUUCAAUGCUUGCGGACCAGGACAAAACGAUUGUGCUUGCAGUCACGGGAUAUAGUUACAAGGACAUGCUUAUGAGUUGGGUCUGCAGAUUACGCCACCUCAUGAUCUCAAAUUUUGUUGUCUGUGCUCUUGACCAUGAAGUUUAUGAAUUCUCACUCUUGCAGGGUCUACCUGUUUUCAAGGAUUCACUUGCUCCAACCAACAUCAGCUUUAAUGACUGCCACUUUGGAACAACUUGCUUUCAGAAAGUGACAAAAGUGAAGUCCAGAGUGGUUCUGCAGAUACUCAAGCUGGGAUACAAUGUACUUAUGAGUGAUGUUGAUGUAUACUGGUUUAAAAAUCCAUUGCCGUUUCUCUACUCUUUUGGGCCUGCAUUUCUCCUUGCUCAGUCUGAUGAAUACAACAAAACAGGACCCAUAAACUUGCCUCGACGCUUGAAUUCUGGCUUCUACUUUGUUCGCAGUGAUGGUUCAACAGUCGCUGCAUUGGAAAAGGUAGUGAAGCAUGCAGCUAGUUCCAAUCUUUCAGAGCAGCCAAGCUUCUACGACACAUUAUGCGGGGAAGGUGGAUCCAAUCGUGUGGGUGAUAACCGAUGCUUGGAACCUGAAACAAAUCUAACUGUUCAUUUUUUGGACAGAAACCUCUUUCCAAAUGGUGCAUACAAAGGUCUCUGGGAGGGAAAAAAUGUGAGAGCAACUUGUGAAAAGAAGGGCUGUUUCGUUCUCCACAACAACUGGAUCAGCGGGAGGAGUAAGAAAUUGGAACGGCAGGUCUUGUCUGGCCUAUGGGACUAUGAUAUUAGCUUGAGGAUGUGUUUGCAGAGCUGGCAAAAGUCUAAAUCGACAAGUUAUUUCUAAAAUGUGGAAGAUGCUUCUUUCAUUUUUCGACAUGACCAACUUGGGUUUUCACUUGGGGAAAAUGCAAAGAAAAUGAUAUAACUUUUGUGCUAAGCCUUGGAUUUAUCAAUCUUAUCAUCUGGGAAAAUGUUUUUUUUUUUUUUUUUUGGGUGAAUGAGAAAAUGUUAAAAUAGAGAAAGCCGGCAAUGAAAAACGAAAAAGUGGAUAAUGCUCAUGUCAUAUUCAAAUAGCUCGAUCUAGUUGAUUUCACCACUUCCACCGACAUCAGAUUACAAUGCUAAGAAUUCCGUACUGGAGUGGGGGCCUUCUGGUUGUUGGCUAUGUUGAAGAGUUUGGCUUGUUUGUUCGGGUCAGUUCAGCCCAGCAACGGUGGAUCCAGCAAAACGAGAUUGUUGGCGGCCCCUUCCAUUUCAGUGGACUUAAGUGUGCAAUUGAAGGAUAUUACUGUGAGAAUAAUGCACGCGGGUGGGCAUGAAGAGUUGUAUCAAACUGAAAUUCCUGCAUCUAAGUUAAUGGAAAAAUAUCCCGGGAUGUGUGUGGCCAGACCAGAAGUUUUCAAAUAUCCCCACGAAUCUCUUUUAUUGGGGGAAGAAAAGUUGUUGCUCGGGCACAAAUAUUAUAUAAUCCCAUUGACAACUGUAAAGAAACUGAAGCGUAAACACUCAGAGAAGCGUAAAGUAAAAGAAUCUACUGAAGGCAAAGAAUUGGUGUUAUACAAGAGGAUUGUUGAUGAUGUAAGUGGAGGUUGUUCAGAGGCACCUAUUCGUUCUGCGAAGGACUUUUAUGUCUCUAGAGAAAGAUGGUCUCGAUGUUUGCCGACAAAAUGUCAAAAAGGGAAGAAGCUAUUUGUACCUCCCAUCCAAAAGCCGGGGAUAAGGAGGGGAUUGGGAUGGGAGCCCAGAUUACCUUCUGUACAGGAGAUAUCUCCAUGACUCCUUUACGUGAUAUCUGAAGGUUCUGAGUUCUUGCAAUGUAUCCCGAAAAUGACAGCUGAAGAAUCCAAGAACACUGAGAAAGAGCAGAGUGCUCUGAAGAGAGAGCUUCUGGUUGGAGAAAGUUUUAGUGAUCUUUCUUUGGUGCAAAUUUUCGAAAGGAAGGAUUCUUGAUCUUGAUUCUAAAUCAGUAGUAUGAGUAGCUCUCAAGAGUCUUGUGAACAUUAUUAGGGUUAAUUCAGCUACUUGUGAAAAUUAACUUACACCCAUCAUGUAUGAACCAGUAUAUUUGGACUCUUUUAAUUAUGAAAAUGUAUCACUAUCCUCUCUAGCCUUCCUAUGUAUUUGUAUAAUUUUUAUAGUUGAGAGAGUCAAGUUGAAUGGAUUCAUGGAUUAAAAGGUUAAACUGAUACUCACAAAUAGUUAAAAGGAAGUUUUCGUGUAAUUCACCCACAUUAUUGCAAUAUUGACUGGGAAGGAUCGCAUUGCUUACUUUUAACUUUUGGUUGGAUAUUCACCACUUAGGAGGUAAAUUUUACUUUAUACCCCAAUAUUUUACAACGAAUCACACUUUGCUUUCUGAUCUUUUAGUUAUUCCAGCUAACUCUCUAAAUUUCGAGUCAAGUUGUAAUUAGACCCAUCAGUAUAAUGAAAUUUCAAAAAACUAAUGGAGACUAGUCACAUGAUAGUAUUAAUUACGCUAUUGUAUUUUACUAAAAUCCCACUUUAGUUGAUCCACUUUAGUCUCUUCGUCAGUUUUCGAAACAAAUGGUAUAUGAGUAGGCUCAAUUGCAACUUGACUCAAAAUUUAUAGAGUUGACUGUGACAAUUAAACGGUCAAGGAACAAAAUGGGAUUGAGUGUAAAAUAAAUUUUGCCUAUACUUAUCUAUAUUUCGAGACAUUGGGAUUUUUAGUUGAGUCAACUUCAGAUGUAUUCUAUUUAGGGAUGGCAAUUUGAACCCAAUCCGACGGAGAAUUGGCCCCCCGACCUCGAUUAGAACGAUUUUUCUUCGAAAAAUACCCCCGACGGCAGGGAAUAGUAUUCGAAAAUGAAUUCCCUACAACUUUCGGGCCGGGGACGGUGACGGUGAUAGGUUCCCUUGCCCAUCCCUAUCCCUGUUUCCGCUCCAAACUGAAAUUACUAUUAUACCCCUAUAUAUAUGUGUGUGUGUGCGUGCGCGUGUUUCUCUAGGGAUUUUUUGAUUCAUUUUAGGAUUUAGGUUCACGGGUGGUGUUUGAAUCUUUUUUUUUUUUUGGUGUGGUGUGGAUGUUAUUUUGUAUCUUUUUUUAUCAUGUUGUUAUUGUUUGGAUGUUUAUGUUUGGACAUUGUUGGAGUAUGCUUUUAUAUAUAUUAUUUUUAUUUGUCUAAAAAAAAAAAGAAAUAAAAUGGGAUAUGCAAAAUUCAAAGAAAAAAAAAAAGGGUCGGAGAUUUUUCGAGGUUGGGGAAAACCCGAUCCCUGUUGGGGAGGGAAAGGGGGGGUGAUUAGUUCCCCACCGGGGAUCGAGGGUAGGGACAGGGACAAUGAUACCUUUGGAGAUCGGGAACGGGGAGUGUAAUCUCCGGCACGUUGUCAUUCCUAAUUCUAUUAAGUCAUCAAUCGUCUCAAAUGCUUAAUCUACUAGGAAAUUAGUUCCAAAUUGUAUAUCAAGCUAACACUUCCAC
This is a messenger RNA of Camellia sinensis, 5280 nucleotides long. Lineage: Eukaryota; Viridiplantae; Streptophyta; Magnoliopsida; Ericales; Theaceae. The record is from RefSeq and is a predicted model, not a curated record.